Messenger RNA from Fusarium redolens, 1138 nucleotides. Its product is annotated as transcription factor S-II, central domain-containing protein. Bases 55 to 984 code for a protein of 309 amino acids. Lineage: Eukaryota; Fungi; Ascomycota; Sordariomycetes; Hypocreales; Nectriaceae. The transcript is spliced from 3 exons. Gene Ontology annotation, cellular component: nucleus. The record is from RefSeq and is a predicted model, not a curated record. Gene Ontology annotation, biological process: transcription elongation by RNA polymerase II; transcription elongation by RNA polymerase I; DNA-templated transcription. Gene Ontology annotation, molecular function: zinc ion binding; RNA polymerase II transcription regulatory region sequence-specific DNA binding.
GACCACGCCUCAAUUUAUCAACUCUUUCAACCCUUUUCCUCCAAAACCGCAAAAAUGCCCAUGGACGAACGCGAACUUGGGCAGCGCAUCAAGGCGCUCACAAAGUGUGUUGCUGCGAAUGAGCCCCCCGAGAACGCCAUCAAGUUGCUCGAGACAUUGAAGAAGGAUGCUUCUCCCACCGAAGAGAUGCUAAGGGCUACAAGAGCCGGUGUUUUUGUCGGCAAACUUCGCUCGAAUUCCAAUAAGGAUAUCGCCCGCGCUGCCGCCGAACUCGUCAACAAGUGGAAGAAGCUAGUCGAACAAGAAAAGCACUCGAAACUACAACGGUCAAAGGUCGGCUCAGGGUCUCCAGCUCCAGCUCCAUCCUCAGCACCCGCGUCAUCUCCUGCUCCUCCUCCUCCAUCAUCAUCAUCAGGUGCCUCUGGAGCCAAGUACAAGGGCGAUAUCGAGAAGCGAAAAUAUGAAACCGACAACGUGAACGUCAAGCGCACCGAUUCCGGCGUCAGAAACUCCUGCAUUGGCCUUAUCUACAAUGGUCUGGCCUAUCGAUCAACGGCAACCGAGAACGACGUCAUUACUAGGGCCGUCGCUGUUGAGCAUGCCGCCUACACCAAAUUCAAGGGGGAAACGCCUGAUUACAAGAAGAAGAUCCGAUCAUUGUUCACCAAUCUCAAGAACAAGUCCAACCGGGAACUCGGGCGCAGCGUUUUAUCCGGCGAGAUCACUGCCGAGAAGUUUGUUAUCAUGACCGACGACGAGCUCAAGAGCGAGGAGCAGCGCAAGAAGGAGCUUGAACUAGAAAAGGAGAACAUGAAGAAGGCUCAGGUGCCUAUGGCUGAGAAGAGUAUCAGCGAGAGUCUAGAGUGUGGUCGUUGUAAGAAGAAGCAGGUCAGCUACACGCAGGCGCAGACCCGAGCUGCUGAUGAACCUAUGACAACUUUCUGCGAAUGCAUGGCGUGUGGGCAUCGAUGGAAGUUUUCUUAAUAAUAUACACGGAGUCUGAAGGAUCAGGGAUGGGACAUUGCUAAAUUAGACUAACACUUAGGUAACUUAUGCCUAUCAGAUUCAUAAAGAUCCUUUUAAGUUCUACAAGUUGCUAGCCUAAUUAACUUCACCUUUAUAUACCCCAUUAAUAAAA